Molecule: messenger RNA, 1879 nt
Organism: Juglans regia (Persian walnut)
Lineage: Eukaryota; Viridiplantae; Streptophyta; Magnoliopsida; Fagales; Juglandaceae
Product: monoacylglycerol lipase-like
Exons: 7
Coding region: 170-1561 (463 amino acids)
Cellular component (GO): membrane
Molecular function (GO): lipase activity
Source: RefSeq, a predicted model, not a curated record
ACAUUCGCAAAAGCAGAAGCAGCAAAGCCACGCAGAGAAAAGGGCAAAAUCAUCCUCAUCCUCGAACUUAGGCAGAACACUGUACUUACAAUCACAAGAAAAGAAAAGAGAAGAGCUUUGUUUCGAACAGGAACAGAUAGAAAGAAGCUUUUUAGUUUACUCUCUGUCUAUGAGCUGUUUAAGCAAGACAUCGGUUUCGAUCCCUAUAGAAAUUCAAAUCCCAGUUCUUUUGGCGAAGCCUUCGCCAUUACAUGUCACAAAGAGGAACCUGAUAUCGGUGGGGUUGACCCGAUACAAACCCGAAUUGGUUUUCAGGUGGAAGACAAAGAAAAUGGCGAACGCCCUCGAUACGUCACCGUUGUCGCUGAUGUUGACUUCUGGGGCUAGUGGGCGCAUGAACGCGCUUCUCUCGCCUCGGGUGUGGAGGAGCCUGGUGAUGCUUAUCAACGCGUUUGUGCUGCUUCUCCUGGUCCCGGUCUGUGGGCGAAGGCGAAGGCGGAGCCCGUCAUCCUCGUGGCCGAGAAGGGAAGAGAAGCGUGAGGAAAGCGGCGGGACCCAGCAUCAUCACAGGAAGGGUGGUGACGGUGGACCCUUGGUUCGGGUCCCGGCGAAGAUUCUUCUGUGGUUGAAGAGGGGCGUAGUGGAGCAGGAAGUCGCGAAGAGGAGAGCUCUGGCGAUGAGGAGAGUGUUGCAGGAUGAUGGUGAUGACAAGAGCUUGGUGAGGGAGUACUCUCUGUUUGUUACGACGAGAGGCGAUACCAUUUUCACGCAGUCAUGGACGCCAGUUUCAAUCAGGAAGAGGGGGGUGGUUCUUAUUAUGCAUGGCUUGAAUGAACACAGUGGCAGAUAUAAUGAUUUUGCAAAGCAGCUGAAUGCUAAUGGCUUUAAGGCUUAUGGAAUGGAUUGGAUUGGUCAUGGUGGAAGUGAUGGGCUGCAUGCAUAUGUUCAUUCGCUUGAUGACGCUAUUACAGAUAUGAAGUCAUUCAUCAGGAAGAUUUUAGCAGAGAAUCCUGGGCUUCCAUGUUUUUGCUUUGGACAUUCAACAGGUGCAGCAAUUGUUCUGAAGGCAAUGCAUGACCCAAAGGUGGAAGCCCGUGUAUCUGGUGCAGUACUGACAUCACCUGCAGUUGGAGUUGAGCCAUCCCAUCCCAUUUUUGCGGUACUGGCCCCAAUUUUGUCAUUUUUGUUGCCAAAAUAUCAACUUCGUGCUGCUAUUAAGAAGGGAACACCAGUUUCUCGGGACCCAAAUGCCCUAAUAGCCAAGUAUUCAGAUCCACUAGUGUAUACUGGAUCCAUCAGGGUAAGGACUGGUUAUGAGAUUCUCCAAAUGACCUCCUACUUGCAGCAGAAUCUGAGCAAAUUGAGAGUGCCUUUUUUAGUUCUCCAUGGCACUGCUGACACUGUAACUGACCCAGAAGCUUCUCAGAAACUGUAUGAAGAAGCUUCUUCGGCUGACAAAGCCAUCAAAUUGUAUGAGGGAUGCUUACAUGAUCUCCUUUUUGAACUGGAACGAGAGGCUAUUGUGGAAGACAUAAUUGAAUGGUUGAAUUUUAGGGUUUGAUGGCAGAUGGUGCAGUAAGAGAGAGUAUUGAGAAGUUCUCGAACUAGAACUUCUUAUCUAGUGACCAUUUCUAUGGAACCUUGGAAAAGGCUUUCCAAUGAAAAAAAGGAGAAAAAAGGGGUAGCUGAUUAAAACACUAAGGCAAGCCUUAUGUUGAGAAUCUGACCCUGUUUCAUUUUUCUUACACAACCUGUAAAACUAGUGACUGAAGAAAGAGGAGGAUUGCUUGGUUUGGAGCAUUUGCCUUUGUAAUGAAUACAUGUAAAUGAUUUAAGUAUUUGAACUUCGAAAACAAUAAAAUUACUUGUUUUAAUGCUA